AUGGAGUUCCGAGCCCAAAUACUCUCCGAUUUUGCUGUUGGUGAAAUUCAAUUCUUCCUUCCGGUAUUGCUCCUGGCCUCCACAGGAUCUGCGUUGCUCAAAGAUCGAUUCCCCGACAUUAGCGGAACCAAGUCUUUCAACACCUCUAAAUUCUGGGACGUUGUCGCUAACCACUGCCCCAACGAAAUUACCGCCCUCUCUGCCUGUCCACCUGCGAAUGAGAGUCCUAAACUACGAACCCCAUUUGCGACGAGUUACUCGCAAUUCCUAAUAUCAUUUAGGUUUGACGCAUACUUCUCAUGCAGUGGGCUUGGAGACUAUGAAAAGCAGGUCCCAAUACCGACUGGGUUCAUUCCCGUCGCGAAUUUCUCUUCGCAAUCGGGAUGCAAUUAUCCGGCGCCAUUGCCGGUAUUGAGGGACGCGUGCACUUUUGAUGCAGAAGAGAUUCCUCGUAGUGGAUGUUGCUCUCAGAGUUCCUCUUCAUGCGGACAACAAAACACAAAUCUCCUAAUAUGUCAGAUGCAGGCCAGGCAACUAACAUCGUCCAGCGCUGAGCAAUACGUCCGAUGCACCAAUGCCCAAUCCAGCACACCGGGAUCAAACAGCACCCUUUGUGUCAUCGAAAACGCUGAAAAGGCGACUUGGCUCCCGAAACAAUUUCUAGUAUUUAGCGGCUCCUCAACCUGUCCCACUGCCCACAAAGUCCUCACCUACCUCGCGAUUUCAAACCUCAUCGCCUUUGUAUCUGCGCUCCUCAGCAACACGCAGGUCUGGAAGACGCUCUUCAGGCGGUCGAAAGCAUACGAAUACACCGACAUCAAACUCAAUUUUUUGUCCAUGUUUAUCUCUAUCGGGACUCACAUCGCGAUUCCAUUCAUCAUGGGCGUCAUCCUCGAAAAACAAGGCUAUACCGUAAACUGGAUCCAGCAAGUCCUCCUCUGGACCGUGAGGCCCCGUAUCGCGCCUAUCAUCGCCAUCCUAGGCUUCAUAAACGCCAGUUGGAUGGAAAUCGCCAUCAACGAAAUGGUCGCCGACUUGCUCUUCUGCAUCCCCGCAACCAAUUUCGCUGUUUUCGCUGCCUUUUUCCCAAACAAAACCAAGAACCCCGCAAAACCAGAUUUGUACAAAAUCUACCAUGCCGGCGGUAUCAUCAUGCUCAUCCCCGGAGUUAUUCUAACUUUCACUCUGCUGGUCUCUUUUUGCCUGAAAUGUGCACCCAUUCGCGCUUUCAAGUAUCCAUUCCAGGAUCUUUGGCGCCUGGUAUCUAAUCCUUUCCGCAAGUUGAUGAAGAAAGAGCAGUUGGAGAAAAGGACUGUGCAUAUCAGUGUGUUCAAAGGCUGGUUUAUUAUUUUCUUCUUCCUGGGGAUUAUUUUGUAUGUAGGAAGUUGGAUGGUUUGGGCAAGUUUCUUGAAGAUGGCAGGGGAGUUGUAUUGUCCGGCAAAGUUGAAUAAGAUUGGGGCGGUGCUAUUUGCAUAUCCGGUGGUGCUGAAUGCAUUGAGGGUUGGGAAUCUUGACUUGGGUAGGGCUGAAAGUUGUAUGUAUAUUCUUACUUCUGCCAUUGAUAUCUACCAUUUGCAUACUGAUUCUGUACGGUUUUUCAACUUCAAUAUCUUGUCUAUCUAUACUGGGCUGAAUUUGUCACAAAUUCUAAAUCCUGAACUUCAGGCACUGGGAGCCGAAUAUACGCCCACAAAAUACCAUUUGAGACUUCAACCUGGAUGGAAUUGUAACCCUCUGGCGUGCAUUUGGAGUAGAUUAUACCCAAAAUUUAGGGAAAAGAUUAAACCGCGGGAUGGUGGUCAUAAAGUAGUGACUACUAACUGUUGCGUUUGCCAAAAGCUGUACGCGACACCAACCUAUCCACCAAGUUCUCUAGUGCCGCUAUCAGAAGUCGUCGUCAUUAUCUUCGACUUGCGUGCAGCUUCACAUCCACAAUUGGCGUUAGAUGCGAGAAGAAUUGGGGCGGGAUGUCAAAAUCUGGCCUGGACCUUUGGCCCGCAUCCAGUCUCUAAAUGGUUACUCGGCCAUAGGCUUUCUCAUCGGCUAGCGGCGACUGCAAUCGACAUACCAACAGUUAUUCUAUCAAGCAUAAAAAUAGUCCCGGAUCCUAUUGAGACUUCCUAG
This is a messenger RNA of Lindgomyces ingoldianus, 2124 nucleotides long. RefSeq lists its product as uncharacterized. Lineage: Eukaryota; Fungi; Ascomycota; Dothideomycetes; Pleosporales; Lindgomycetaceae. The record is from RefSeq and is a predicted model, not a curated record. The transcript has 13 exons. The coding region runs from base 1 to 2124 and encodes 707 amino acids.